Messenger RNA from Nerophis lumbriciformis (worm pipefish), 873 nucleotides. Lineage: Eukaryota; Metazoa; Chordata; Actinopteri; Syngnathiformes; Syngnathidae. The record is from RefSeq and is a predicted model, not a curated record.
AUGACUGAGGCACGCUUCCUGAUGUACAAAGGAGUUUUGCUGCCCGCUCUUGUACACUCUGCGAAGACUUUGAUGCUGUUUGAAAAGUUCCUUUUUCGGCCAGAUGACAUUCUUAUUGUAACAUAUCCCAAGUCAGGUACAACUUGGAUGCAGGAGAUCGUACCCUUGAUCAUGAGCGGAGGAGAUCCUGCCUCAGUGGAGACCAGUCCCAAUUGGGAACGAGUUCCCUGGCUGGAGGUGGAUCAUACUUGGACCCUCAAUAUUGAUGACAAACCGUCACCGCGCAUGUUCGCCACACAUUUCCUUCCUCGUAUGAUGCCGCCGUCUUUUUUCGAAGUUAAACCGAAGGUCAUCUAUGUCAUGAGGGAGCCCAAAGAUGUAUUUACCUCAUCCUUCCAUUACUGUGCGAUGGCCUCUUUUAUGGUCGACCCUGGACCGAAGAGCGAGUUUCUGCAAAAGUUCCUUCAAGGAGAAGUCGUGUAUGGCUCAUGGUUUGAACAUGUGAAAGCCUGGCUGGAUUACAAAGAGGAGAUAUUUCGCAUCUGCUACAAAGAAUUGAUACAGGAUCUUGAAGACUCAGUGGGCAGAAUUGCUCUGUUCCUGGGGAAAUCUCUGGACAACGACGUGAUUGCGAAGAUAGCUGAGCGAUGUCUGUUCAAGAACAUGAAAAAGAACAACAUGUCCAACUACUCGACAGUCCCUAAGGAGAUUAUGGACACCACAAAGUCGGAAUUUCUCAGAAAGGGAGUUGUUGGAGAUUGGAAAAACCAAUUGACGGUAGCAGAAGCUGAAUACUUUAACGAUGUUUAUGCGGAGAAGAUGAAGGAUGUUGAUUAUGAAUUUGCGUGGAAUUUAAAGAAUACUCGCUCCUAA